AUGGACGAGCAGCUCCGGCUCCUGCAGUCGCCUCCCCGGGCUCGGCCGUCGCCCGGGCCGUCGGUGUCCUCCGGCCGCCCCGUCCCCCCGGAGCCGGCCCAGCCCCCCGCGGCCGGGAUGACGGCGCCGGGAGGAGAAGGCCCGGCCGUCCGGGCGGGUCGGGCCGGGGCGUCGGAGCCGGGAGGAGAAGGAGCGGCCGUCGGGGCGGGUCAGGCCGGGGCCUCGGGCUGCCGCGGCGAGCGAGUGGUCAUCAACAUCUCCGGCCUCCGCUUCGAGACGCAGCUGCAGACCCUGGGUCACUUCCCGGACACGCUGCUGGGCGACCCGGCGCGGCGCGUCGGCCAUUUCGACCCCCUGCGCAACGAGUACUUCUUCGACCGCCACCGGCCCAGCUUCGACGCCAUCCUGCACUACUACCAGUCGGGCGGGCGGCUGCGGCGGCCGGUCAACGUGCCCAUCGACAUCUUCUCCGAGGAGAUCCGCUUCUACCAGCUGGGCGAGGAGGCCCUGGAGAAGUUCCGCGAGGACGAGGGCUUCCUGAGGGAGGAGGAGCGACCCCUGCCCCGGCGGGACUUCCAGCGCCACGUGUGGCUGCUGUUCGAGUACCCGGAGAGCUCGGGCCCGGCCCGAGGCAUCGCCAUCGUCUCCGUGCUGGUCAUCCUCGUGUCCAUCGUCAUCUUCUGCCUGGAGACGCUGCCCGAGUUCCGCGACGAGAAGGACUAUCCCCAGGCGCCCCCGGCCCCGCCGCCCCCGCCGCCCCCGCCGCCCCCCGACCCCACCCCGGGCCCCGCGGGCAACGGCUCGGCCGGGCCGGGGGGGGCCGCCGCCGCCGCCGCCGCCGCGGGCUUCUCCGACCCCUUCUUCGUGGUGGAGACCCUGUGCAUCGUCUGGUUCUCCUUCGAGCUCCUGGUGCGCUUCUUCGCCUGCCCCAGCAAGGCCACCUUCUCGCGCAACAUCAUGAACCUCAUCGACGUCGUGGCCAUCGUCCCCUACUUCAUCACCCUGGGCACCGAGCUGGCCGAGAGGCAGGGCAACGGCCAGCAGGCCAUGUCGCUGGCCAUCCUGCGGGUCAUCCGCCUGGUGCGGGUCUUCCGCAUCUUCAAGCUGUCGCGCCACUCCAAGGGGCUGCAGAUCCUGGGCCAGACCCUCAAGGCCUCCAUGCGCGAGCUGGGCCUGCUCAUCUUCUUCCUCUUCAUCGGGGUCAUCCUCUUCUCCAGCGCCGUCUACUUCGCCGAGGCCGACGACCCCAGCUCGGGCUUCUCCAGCAUCCCCGACGCCUUCUGGUGGGCCGUGGUCACCAUGACCACGGUGGGCUACGGGGACAUGCACCCGGUGACCAUCGGGGGCAAGAUCGUGGGCUCGCUGUGCGCCAUCGCCGGCGUGCUGACCAUCGCCCUGCCCGUGCCGGUCAUCGUGUCCAACUUCAACUACUUCUACCACCGGGAGACCGAAGGCGAAGAGCAGGCCCAGUACCUGCACGUCGGGGGGUGCCAGCCCCUCUCCGCCUCGGCCGGGGAGCUGGGGAAGGGGCGCGGCGAGUCCCCGCUCGGCAAGGCGGAGUACGCCGUGGUCGACGAGGGGGUGGGCGACCCCGGCCCCUUCCCCCGGGCCCCCUUCAAAGCGGGCAACCCCGUCGCCCCCGCCCCCACGGACGGUCGCCCCGGCAUCAAAAAGCUCUUCACCGACGUUUAGCGCCCGGCCCGGCAGCGCUCCGUCCGACGUGCCCCAUCGGUCCGCAUGUUGCUCCGUUUCGAAACAUUUCCAGACCAUUCAUCCAAGAGGACGAGGCUACGAAGGAGGGGGAGGAUGAUCCGCUUCCCGCGCCCCCUACCCCACCCCGCUUCGGAGAGGAACAGGGGUCCGUUGCGCCGAGGGGCUGCGUCUUCUCAGCCCGCCUUUGGGUCUUCUUCUGUCCUAUCUUUUUAUUAUCAUCAGUAUUAUUAUUAUUAUUAUUAGUAGUAGUAGUAGUAGUAGUAGCGGUAUCGGGAGAGGGGGCCACAAGCGCCGUUCGUUCGUUUUGGGUUGGGUUAUUGUCUUCUCGGCUUGGUCUGCUAGGACACCUGCUGGAUCGCAAACGGGGGAAUCGUGCGGCCCGGGGGGGCGGGGGUUGGAGAGAAAAAUCGAAAUCGCACAGGGCGACCCGUCGGCUCCAUAACGAGAAGGAAGAUGAUCCUUCCCGGGCAGGGACACGGAAGCUCAGACGAGGCUGCGUUUCGAAGAGGGAGGGCGCGCCGCGGAGACAGGCCUCCCCUCCUGGGCGUUUCUUAGAGGAAAUCCGUGAUGUGGAAACCCGGCCUUGACGAGUCAGACUCGAUCGGGGUAAAGUCUCUAUCGAAUCUCCCUCCCCGGAAUUGUUCACGGCCUCGGAGAUUCCCGGCGGAGGAAGACGGCCUCCCUCGAUUCAAAGCCUAAUCGUUUGACUGCCUGUUAGUUUAACUCCCUGGGCUGCUUACGCGUUCUAAGGGGGUUAGACUGACGUUAAAUCACUGUGAAGAAGUUCCGAGCCGGUCCCGUUGGAAAGUCUGGAAUCAAAUACGUUUUCGGGGCUCUGCCGGGAUGCGUGUGUGUGGUGGUGGUGGUGGUGGUGGUGGUGGUGAUGGUGGUGGAAAACAGAGAUUUUUGAUUUUUGAUUUUUUUUUUCCGGUGCAUCUGAGAUAAAGCGUCCUCUCCAUCACAAGGAGAUGAAAGCGGCAGACACCCCUUCCAGCGGAAGUUACUAAUUCGGACUCGAGUGAUGCAGUUCCCAUAGCAACCCUGGUUUCCUGGGAAACCCGAAAAGGUUGUCAUGGCAUCUCUCCUCUGCCCCUUCCCCCUCUCCCCCCCCCCCCCCCACGUCCCUUUGCCGUUUCCACAGUAACCUUUCCAGAUGGUUCCCACUUGACGCGAUUCCGCAGGAAAACUGCCACUUUGGCACCAAGAAAGUUAAAUCCUCGAGAAUUAGAGGUGUCGAAAUUUACAAUCUCGAACGCAUCUUUUGGGGCGUGAAAUAACGUCCUGAAAGUCAUCGUGCUAUCCAUCCACGGGAUCCAGGAAGAGACGGUCGUCCCCGGAAUAGUAAGACACCCGAGCCACGGGAGUAAAACGCCGGACAAUAGGCAGUUCCUCAAGGACAGCGCCUCUCUCCCCCUUUCCCUCUCUGAGACUCUAGCAGAAUUGAUGCCCCUGGAAAGCAGCCCUAGAGAGUUGUAUUCCUUCACUUACGCCAAUCCGAAAGAUUCAGGUAGGGCACCUUCGAAACCUGUGCUUAAUGACCUCCGGGUGACCUCUUCCCCAAAGAAUUCACCCAGACCCAGCAGCCUAACCUCUGAAGAACUAGGUCUGAAGCUUAUUUCCAAGAUAGAGAAUUAUGCCAGUUCAUCACGGGGGUGGGGAGAAAAGCAGAAUCACCGACAAUCCAUAAACAGGAGGGAUGAUGGCGAGGGACCCGAUCUCGGGAGAAGUACCCGCCUCGUUUCAACCCUGCGCCAGGGGCUGCCAGACAGCAGACAGAAUCAGGAAGUCUUCGCCAUAAUUAUGAAAUCAUCUCAUCAGACAAGGAACUGAGAUGAUGGCUGCCUUAGAAACACCUAGAAAGCAGUUCCAAGUCCCUCCUACCACUCAGCUACAAGUGGAAGUGGCUCCCUCUCCCGUGAAAGAAAUGCCAAGAACCGGGCACACCUGAACCCCAGCCUGAAGACUCUGGAAAAGCUAACGUGAGGCGGAGGUACCCACCAGUAGGUAUCUGGCAGGGCAACUCUUCACGUGGCAGGAGUCGGCGACGAGCCACACCGAGUCAGCGCCCCGCUGCUGUGGAGGGCGGCCAACAGAACUUGGGGACAUCGGAUAACAGAAGUCGUCUCAAGUUAAAGAGCUACAGAACUGUACUGAGACCAGUAAAAAAUUUAUAAAAGAACCACAAAGAUCAAGAAUGCAGUGAUAAUACUGUGUACCUCUUUAAUGGAUAGAUGAUUUGCCUGCUUGCAUAUAUUUUUGUUUCUGUUAGCACAAAACAAUUCCGUAAGUAAUGUGUUUCCUAACAAGUGCAUUGUAUGGAGGGAACAAGCCAAGACCUUUGGAGGACUGUCUUCAAAUCAUGUGCAAUAUAAAACAGACUGAUCAAAGAGAGGAAGGAAAUGCAAAAUGUUAUUUUGGAUAUCAUUUCGGCCUUUUGAAAUCUUUGUGAAUCAUGAUCAGAAACAAAAAAGGCAGUGCUGCUAAUGAAGAAAGUCUGAUAAAUUGUUUGGUUUUUGAAAAAGGCAACUUUUUUCUUUCAAAAGAAAUUUAUGUGGCAUACAUUCAAUAAUGUGUCCAGUAAGUUGAUGUUAUGUUGUGAGAUUUCAUUUAUGAAAGCAUGAACUUUACCAAAGGCUCUUGUAUUUAUGUUAGCCCUAUUAUGCAUAGAGAAGCAGCAGUCUUCACUGUGCCCAGGGGAAGGUUAUUAAAGCGAACUUACUUAAAAAAGAUGUGCCUUGCUUAAUUAAGCAAACUACAUACAUCCCGUUUAAAAGAAAAUCAAAACGAUAGAUUUGCAAAUUACUGUGAUUCCAAUUUAAGUGUUAACUAUGCUGAACUUCACAACAGUACAGCUAGUACUUUCUUCGCUUUGCUAUUAAAGUGGUCGAUCUUGACCACUACAGGAUAAUUAAACUAAAAAUAAUUACUGUUUCUAUAGUCAUUCCACUGUGAUUGUUACAUGGUAUGUUGAUUUGAUACUUUUGAGAUGCUGACUCUAACCCUCUUAAGUGCAGAAUUUUACUCAACAUUUGAGAGCAGUUUCUUAAAAGGCGAAUAUGUGAUAGAUUUGAACUUUUUGCCUUCUGUGACAUUUGCAUUUUUUAUACUUUCUAUAUUUCCAUUUUUCUUAUAGAUUAAAGCGUUGUUGCAAAAAGAAGGCACAGGAGAGUUUUCUUUGGAAAAGGAAUGCAAAGUUGGGGGUAAAGUGUUUUUCUUUUUGUGGCAGUUCACUUCUGGGCCAUUAUACUGUAUUUACUGUGACAGUACGGCAAAAUGGUAGCUAUUUGUACUUCAGUAGGCCUUAUGCAAAUUCUAACUGUGAAAAUGUGGUGUAAAACAGAUUAUCUCCUUUAUGCCCACUAAUUCUUUUGAAAUAUGUCUGUUCCCCUGUAUGAAUCCACUCCCAAUUUUGUCAUUUGAAGACAUAACCCAACUGCUAAACUUGUCCAAAGCACCUACUGGGGAUCCUUUUUGGCUAGAGAACUGAGGUGGUGCCUUUAACCAUUCUUUAUUUCCUGGAGAGAGAUGUGUAUACCUCAAAUUUAGUUGUUAAAACUAACGUUCUUUUUAAAUGGCAAAACACCAGUUCUUUGUCCCAAGAUUGGGAUGAUUUCCCAUGUAACUAUUUGAGUCAAGUUCCAUUAAUAUGGGGCAAGACCUUUAAGAGGAGCCCACGUUAUGGUCCCCAAAGGCUUCUCUCAAGAUUAACGGAGAUAAAGGAAAAUGAUCCUACCUGAUGAGACUCAUCACUAGUCUAGAAAAUCCCACUAACCAUCUCUGUGAGGCUUGGUCUCAGUUCUCAAACUGCCUUCCGAGGUGCCAAGCUUGUGUACAAUCAGAGAUGGAGCUGAAAAUAAUAAUCCUGAUGAUUUACCCAUUGACCCUGCUGGAGCUGGCUCUGUUUGCCCAAACUUUCGCCUCUCUCUGGAGGUACAAAGUUUUAAAAAGUGAAAUGAACGGCAGAUUGUUGAGAGAUGGUAAACGGGGGGAAAGCAGAAGGUGUCUGGUGAUAAAUUCUAGGAUGGCAGGGUAAUAGAAGCUGAAGGGAAAUGUUUGGAAGAUAAUUUUGUAGAAGUUGUGAGGAAUGAAACCGACAUCUAUUUCUCUGAGUUGUCAAUAUGGCGCAUUAAGGGCAUAUAGAAGGGAAGCAAUGCGGUCUGUGUAGAAAAGGGAUUAAAUUAAGACUUCCUGCUCAGUGAUUCAAAAUAGGAUUUAAAUCGUGACUUAAAUUGGUUUGGUUUCAAUCAAAUCCACCCUGAUUUAGGGAAGAGAAUUGAAGAAGACCAGGACAGGAGUUCAUUUCCCACAGAGGGAAAACCGGUAGCCCCUGGAAUCCUUGGCAGCAUAAUUUUAAUGAGACCAAUAGUGUUUCAAGAAGGUAAAGACCUACAGAAUAAAGUCUUCAAGAGGACUGUUUACGGUAGUCAGUGUAUUUAGCGUAUCCUCUGAUCAUUAAAUUCUGAAAUAAAUGUAUCUGAAUUUCCUAGUAUGUAAAGCAAAGCAGAGUUUUGAGGCAUUUUGGAAGUUCAGUGCCUCCUCUUUGAGCCUUCUGAUCAAUUUGCGUAUCGGGCGACAAACUAUGACUGUCCUAUAAUAGUUAAACACGGCUGACGACAUGACGGUUGUUACUGUGUAAAAGAGCAGGUAAAACCAAUGAGUCUGGGGUACUGUGCCCCCGAGGGACAGAGGGAGAUCCAUUCAGUGGUAUCGAUCAAGUGCUUAUUGUGCGUAAAGCACUAUACUAAGCGCUUAGGAAGAUCUGAAAUGAAAGGGCAUUUAACAUGGGCAUUUGUGUUCAACCCUCUUAUUCCAUUUCAUCAAAUUGUAAAUGCAAUUAAACACUAUUAUCAAGUAUCCUGGUAUCCUAAGCAGUUGAAGAUUCUACUUGUGUACUUCAUAAAUUCACUAUUUGAAUGUUGAUUUAGGUUCACAUUCAAGAUAUGUGUUGAUGCUGUUGCCUGCUGCUUAAGGUUUUUGCAGAAUUUGAACUCUUGGGACUUGAAUGAAUUCAGCAAAGACUGGCAACUAAGGUGUGAAUCAUUCCACAUGUGCGAAAGAGUUUACCCAAAUAAUAGGGCCAGGGGAGACAAUUUUUUUUAUUUUGAGCAUAGAGGCCAAAGUGGGUUAAGGCAGAGGUGGGGAGAGGGGAUGGGGAAAUGGGGAUUAGGACGGGACCAGCUUUCAAGAGCCAGUUGGUCAGAGAGGCACUAUUUUGGGCCUCUUCAACCCUGACUGGAGACUCUCGGGGCUUGUUAGAGCCCUGGGAUGAGUCAGUCUAGGAAUUCCAGUUCAAUGGAAGCUCCUUGUGAGCAGGGAUUGUGUCUACCAACUCUCUUGUAUUCUCCCAGGCACUUAGUACAGUAUUUUACACAUAGUAAGCACUCAGUAAAUACAAUUGAUGGAGUGAAAGCUUUGAGGGCGAUCACCUCCAUCACCCUUGAGCAGAGGGUGACCAUGAAUAAGGUGCCUUUCUGCUAUACUGAUGAAUAGUGGGCUGCACUGGUUUGGGGAAUUAUAGGCCAACGGAACAGAAGAAAUGCUUUCAGCAGGUUUUAGGCAUGACAAAGGUGUGGAAUUCUGGGAAGACACAGGGGCAGACAGCCCACCGAACAGGCAGCAACUGGAAAUAGGGAAACUCUCCUGGAGCCAAAAAAUGUCAGGAAGAUGAUGAAUUGAAGAGGCAGAGUAGAAACCAUGUCAGACUUCGAAAAUAGUGGCUUCAGUCCCACUUCAAGGACAAUCUUUUUAUGCAUUAGCAUAUUAAUCUUUUCAGCCAUAUUUACACCCAUGAAGGACAACCACUGUCAGCUAGCCCCUCCAAAUCACAGACAAUUCACACCCACGCACCCCCAACUCACACACAGGUUAGAUUACUUAGAACCUGGCUUUGGGAGGAUUUAAAAAACUAUAGGAGGCUUGGCUUAGUUAAGGUGUGUAACACAUGGAUAAAGUAACUUCUUGGAAAAUCUAAAACCUUGAUGUUUGGUUUCAAAUUUAUUUCUGGGUCCAUUAAUAAACAAUGAUAUAGCCCAGGAAUGUCAAAUGAAAAGGAUGGAGGAGUAAGGCAUUCAGAGUGGCAGGCAUAACCUGGUUCCACAUAAACAAAAUGGAUAUUUCACUCUCAGUAAUAGAAUGCAUUUUAGGUGCUAGUCCGUUGGGUUAAAACAAAGUUGGGCUGGAAGGACGGUGGCUUUAUAACACCAGAACGAACUAAAAUGAGUGUCUUUCUGUUGCAUUAUGAAGUUGUUAUACCUGAAGUUGAGGUGACUUGAUUAUAUCCUCUCCAUCCAGAAAAGAGGCUGUUGUUCUGAAAAGCCUCUGUCAGAACUGGAAAUGUGUAUUUUGAAGCGACAAGUGAUACAUACGCAGAUGAUUUGGUCUGGUAAGGUUGUGAAUCAGGAGUUUUCAUUUUGAAUGUAAACUUGAGCCUUGUGUACCAUGGUCUUUCUAAGUAGUGAGCUGCUCCAUACAAAGGUUGCUAGAACUGGCCCAAUUUCAACCUAGUACGAUCAUUUUACCUAAUGGUGAUUUGUGAAGCCGAUCGUAAUAAAACCUAACUCACCACACGUUCUUUUUCCAGCUAAAUGUUUUCAUGAUGUAUCUCUAAUGCUGGGCUUGAGAAUGUUUUGUGAGUUUAUUUAAAGACAAUUGUCAGUGUGAUUUUCUAAAUGGAAAUGAACUCUUGUUCUUCUGACUUUUCAGACUAGUAUUUUACUGUGGGGCCAUAAAUAAAUUCAGAAUCAGCCACGUGCAUUUUCAGAGAAUAGAAUAUAUGCUUGAACUGUCAUACAAACAUUUUGUUUUUGUCCAAAAAAUGCCAUCCCUCACAUUUACAAGGGAAAGCAAACCAAUGGGAGUAUCCAGGAAGUAUUUUGUGUUUUUUCAAUGAAUUAUUCAACGGUAGGGAAACGUAUUCCAGAGACCAGCCCAUUUCCAGUUUAUGCUGAUGUGAUGGAAGGUCAUUAAAGUUUUAGAAUGUGACUGAUGUCUUGAAUUUACUAUAUUAUUGAACAGCAUGGUGACCCAGAAAUAUUGCUAUUUAUCAGGAAUUUCUGCACAUACCUAAGGAAUUUCUGAUCAAUGCAUAUUUUUCUUAUUGCUACCCCCUGGAGAAAGACCAGACAGAGAAAGUUGGUUCCAGACUAGUGUAGGGAGACAAGGAAAGAUACCAGGCUUUGGGAAACCAGGGGAGACAAGUUCUUUCUGGCCAUUCCCUGUCAUGGUUGCUCUUCCUCCUUGCUCUGUCCCCUUUCUCCCCUCCCUGCCCCCUCCCCCCUCCCCCAGGCCCCACCCACCCCAGAGAACUCUCACCACCUCUGGCAUCUGACUUUGCCCUUAGACUCAACACAAAUAUAUCAUCUCGAAACCAAUUCAUUUCCUGAGUUCUACAUUUCCUCUUUCUUUAAACCUGGUGAUAGAACUGAAUUUUCCUUUAAAGUACUCCAAAACAAAUGCAGCUGAUUUUGUUAAUUCAAAGAUAAAGCAGUUUUGCUGAGAAACAGUGAAACUACUUCUCAUAAAACAAGUCCCCUGCCUUUCUUCUGUCCUAGUGUUUUUAGUCUAUUGAUUCUGCUGCGUUCAUUACAGAAAAUAGCAUCUAUUUCUCUUGAAAGAUAUCUAACAGUAAAUGAACACUGGAGGAGACUAGCUAAUUUAAUUACCCACUUCUGGGAUUUAAAUGUUUGGAUGGAGUUUGAAAAUACUUUGAUACAGGUAGCCAAAAUCUUGCAAACGUGUUUUCCCAGAUUAUGAUGUGAUCAACCUUUUAAAAUUAUAAUUCAAAUUGUUAUUAGACUCUACAGACCGUACUUUUGUGCCUUAAAAGAUAGAUUUCUGUCCAUCUCAAAAAUGUUUGCCUCUGGCUAAAGUUAUUUCCUCUCAAUCUGCUUGUUGUUGUUAUCGUACCUGUUCUUGUGGUCACACGUCGCUCAGAAUAUGUCUCAGUAUCAUUCUGUUGCCCAAUUGUACAUUCCAAGCGCUUAAUACAGCACUAGUAAGUGCUCAAUAAAUACAAUUGAAUGAAUUAAAGAUUUGAUUGCUAAAGUUUUAGACUCAAAUGAUCAGAAGCGCCUCCACGAACACUUGUUUGCAUUCCCACAAGUUCAUGGUGAGAUUUCCCCUCUAAAAUUCACUUUGUCAAUUCAAAGUUGAGGGCCACUCAUUUGGAAAAUGAAAACAUAAGGUGGGUAUCAUAACAUUAGCCAGAAUACCUGUGUAUGUCGUUAAGGUUUUCCUGGAUAACUCAGUAUAUGUUAGGUCAUUGCUUUCCCAAUGUAAAUGAAGAGUACUGUUAUACGCUGCACUUAUAAUGGCUAGUAAUGUAAUGUUGCAGUUACUGUGAACAUUUAAAUGGAACCAUGAAUGUGUUUUAACUGAAGUUUCCAACUUGUCUUGAAAUGCUAUAUUUCAUCAAUUCUUCCUAGCAAACAGGAAAACCAAAUAAGUAUUAUUUUAAAUGGAAUGACUAAUCACCCUUGGGUACGGACCAUAACAAACAGUGGAAUCACAGAAUGGUGAUACCCAACAUCCACAGUCUAUAUUCCAUCACUGAAUUUCUCAUCACUGUUUCAGACCCUGGUAGAGUCAAAUCGUCACCCUCAAAAUGAUGCUAAAAUGAAUUCACAUACUGUUCCUCGAUGUAGACGCCAUAAUGAUCCAAACCUGUUAAGUACCAGAGUUUUGGUUGUGAUUUUUUUAAUCUAAUGUUCAGUUUAUUUUUUUAAUGUUUUGCAUUAGAAUUUGAACUGUUAAAUUAUUUCAUAUGCAAAGUUCAAUAAAAUCACUGAAAUACUCCCUA
Ornithorhynchus anatinus (platypus) is the source of this 10510-nucleotide messenger RNA. RefSeq names its product potassium voltage-gated channel subfamily A member 3-like. Gene Ontology annotation, cellular component: axon; membrane; voltage-gated potassium channel complex. The record is from RefSeq and is a predicted model, not a curated record. Gene Ontology annotation, biological process: potassium ion transmembrane transport; protein homooligomerization. The transcript is spliced from 7 exons. Lineage: Eukaryota; Metazoa; Chordata; Mammalia; Monotremata; Ornithorhynchidae. The coding region runs from base 1 to 1692 and encodes 563 amino acids. Gene Ontology annotation, molecular function: protein binding; delayed rectifier potassium channel activity.